AUUUUCCAGGACCAGGAGGCUGGAGGUCGCGUGAUGUUUUUCUUCGGGCUACCAAAAUGUUUUAGCUAAGGUGAGCUUUGUCGAUUAAUCAGCCAGCUUGUGAUGAAUUUCUAGUUGCUUGGUGGACGAGGGCUACGGCAGGUUGAAUCGCGCGGCGUCGGGGAAUGGCAAAUCCUCGCCUAGCAAAACUUCUCUUCUUAGAUUCGACUCCACCCCCAUAUCCUCCUCUUCUUCACUCUUCCCUAUGAUGAGGCCCAAUGAAAACCCCAACAGUAUUCGUGAAAUUUGUGGCAGUAUGUUUUAGCAGGCACCGGUUGUUCUCCACUUCACCUCCUUCAGCACCGCUGUCUUCACUUCCAUGGAUUUCUCCUCUUCGAUUGUCAAAAGCCACCUUGACCAAACCAGACCCUCCAACAGAAUCUAUUACUGCCAUGGUAGAAUCUCAAAGGAAGCACAAGUAUAUAUCUCAUGAAUUUGCCAUCAACUUAAUCAAACGUGAGAGAGAUCCACAACGUGCCCUGGGAAUAUUCAACACCGUGACAGAGCAAAAGGGUUUUAAUCACAAUAGUGCCACUUAUGCAACUAUCCUCGAGAAGCUUGCCCGGUCCAAGAAGUUUCAGGCUGUUGAUGCGGUUCUUCGUCAAAUGACUUACGAAACUUGCAAAUUUCAUGAAGGUAUAUUCCUUAAUCUCAUGAGGCAUUUUUCACAAUCCUCUCUGCAUGAAAGAGUGCUCGAGAUGUUCCAUGCAAUCCAGCCAGUUGUUCGUGAAAAACCCUCUCUCAAAGCCGUCAGCACAUGUCUCAAUCUCCUAGUUGAAUCAAACCGGAUUGAUUUAGCACGAGAGUUUCUCUUGCAUUCAAGGAAGAGGCUCAAAUUGAAUCCAAAUUCUUGCAUUUUUAACAUCAUGGUUAAACACCAUUGUAAGAACAAGAAUAUUGAAUCUGCCUUCGAAGUUUUCAAUGAAAUGAAAAAAUCAAAGAUUUCCCAUCCUAAUUUGAUUACGUAUUCAACCCUGAUGGAUGGCCUUUGUGAAAGUGGAAGACUCAAAGAAGCAGUUGAUCUGUUCGAGGAAAUGGUCUCAAAGGAGCAGAUCUUACCUGAUGCCCUAACUUACAAUGUUUUGAUCAAUGGGUUCUGCCGUGCAGGAAAAGUUGAUCGUGCUAGGAAGAUGAUGGAAUUUAUGAGGAAAAAUGGAUGCAAUCCUAAUGUAUUCAAUUACUCAACCCUGAUGAAUGGAUUUUGUAAGGAGAAAAAACUGCUAGAGGCCAAAGAAGUUUUUGAUGAGAUGAAGAGCUUCGGUCUGAAACCCGAUACAAUUAGCUACUCGACUUUAAUUAAUUGUUUCUGUAGGGCUGGAAAAGUCGAUGAAGCUACGGAGUUGCUCGAAGAGAUGAAAGAAAAAGAAUGCAAAGCUGAUUCCGUGACCUUCAAUGUGAUACUUGGAGGGCUGUGCAGAGAAGGUAGGUUUGAGACGGCUCUUGAUAUGCUUGAGAAACUGCCCUGCGAUGGUGUUUAUCUAAACAAAGCUAGUUACAGGAUUGUGUUGAAUUUCUUGUGCCAAAAAGGUGAGUUGAAAAAAGCCACGGAGUUGUUGUAUCUGAUGCUGGGUAGGGGCUUUCUGCCACAUUAUGCAACCUCAAACGAGUUACUAGUUCGUCUUUGUAAAGCUGGAAUGGUGGAUGAUGCAGCUGUCGCAAUGUUUGAAUUGAUGGAGAUGGGUUUUAAACCAGAGCCUGACUCGUGGGCUCAUGUGCUGGAAUUGAUUUGCAAAGAAAGAAAGUUGCUAUCUACAUUUGAACUGCUCGAUGAAUUGACUGUUAGAGAGCUUUGAUUCCACAACUAUCUUGUCAAAUUUCGAAGCAAAAAAAAAAAAACAAUAUAUCCUUCACUUUGACCCAAUUGAAUCAAUGAUAGAUUAGAAACUAUCAUGUAUUAUGAGGUGGUAGGUUUUCUGAAAUUCAAAAUAGUUGUCUAAGCAACGAGAUACUGUCAAAAACAAGCUAUGUAAGCAAUGAGAGAAGCUUGCAGUUUUUGUGUUUC
Messenger RNA from Carya illinoinensis, 2041 nucleotides. RefSeq names its product pentatricopeptide repeat-containing protein At5g18475. The record is from RefSeq and is a predicted model, not a curated record. Gene Ontology annotation, molecular function: protein binding. NCBI's taxonomy places the organism in Eukaryota, Viridiplantae, Streptophyta, Magnoliopsida, Fagales, Juglandaceae. The coding region runs from base 258 to 1832 and encodes 524 amino acids. The transcript has 2 exons.